This is a messenger RNA of Lentinula edodes (shiitake mushroom), 1083 nucleotides long. RefSeq lists its product as uncharacterized. Lineage: Eukaryota; Fungi; Basidiomycota; Agaricomycetes; Agaricales; Omphalotaceae. The transcript is spliced from 5 exons. The coding region runs from base 1 to 1083 and encodes 360 amino acids. The record is from RefSeq and is a predicted model, not a curated record.
AUGGCAGCAAUUCAGAACAUCGUCCGAAAUACAAACAAGCCGUCUAUUACAAAAACACCUUUUUGGUCUGAAUUCAAAAAGCUGUUUGACUUGGCAAAUACUUCUGCAUUUCCUAUAUCUCCUUCAAACGCGCAAGACUUGGCGAAACUAAUAUUAACACUUCAACGACAAUUCGCAACGAUGAACAUGGAUAAUCCUUAUCUAAACGUUGGGGAUUUUCUCUUUCAAAAAAACCUAUACGAUCCUUCGAAGCAGACAAUCGAUAUUGAUCGGAAAUCGCGUGAUUCAGCGUCGUCCCACUCUUCUUCUUCAUCAUCUACAUGGAAUUCCUCUCAUUACUCUUUGAUCUCCGAUGCAGAGGUGUUGAACUACGCUCGUAUCCUCGAACACGUCCAGGGCGCUCUCUACACUCAAGCCUUAGCCAAGUUCUCCGCCGAUGCUUUUGAAGCGACUAAGUUUGCCGCAACUGUCAAGGCAAACUACGACGAUGUUUUGCCGAUGAACAGACUCACAUCACUUUGCUACAAAGACAGCGGCUCAGAUGAUGUCGCUUCGUUCAUCGCGACGAAUGCAGCCUUUGACACUGCUAACACCUUUGCUGAUUCUCAAACUUCUGGACUUCCCCUAGACAAGACAACGUGGUUCAAAUCUACCGUCCAGAAUUCAAAUCCCUGGAGGAGUGCCUUUAUCGGUCCUUUGACCCCCAACAACAAUUUCACUAUCGCAUCAAACUUCAUCGCCACAUAUCCUUCUUCUAAUCCACCUAUCGCAGUCACUCAGUAUUUCCCGCCAAUCAGAAUCCCCACUACCGCUGCUUCUGGUGCUUCAGUCCACCUCGCGCUCGCCCUGACCGAGACAAAUACCUCCGAUUUGUCGGAACUAUUCGUUGCGUUCCCUAAUUCCAAUCGCACCCCCUUCGAACAAUUGUCUUCCUCAGAUUCAUACAACGUCAUCUUCCCCACACAGGAGGACGAUGUUUUUGGUACGAUGUUUGUGCUCCCUGCCCGUUAUAACAAUGAACCACCAAAACAUCAACUCUAUUUCGUCCUGGAUACCCUAUAUUCCAUCAUCUUCUUAUUGUAA